Messenger RNA from Onychostoma macrolepis, 2517 nucleotides. Its product is annotated as adhesion G-protein coupled receptor G7-like. The record is from RefSeq and is a predicted model, not a curated record. Gene Ontology annotation, biological process: cell surface receptor signaling pathway; adenylate cyclase-activating G protein-coupled receptor signaling pathway. Bases 50 to 1378 code for a protein of 442 amino acids. Gene Ontology annotation, cellular component: membrane. NCBI's taxonomy places the organism in Eukaryota, Metazoa, Chordata, Actinopteri, Cypriniformes, Cyprinidae. Gene Ontology annotation, molecular function: G protein-coupled receptor activity. The transcript is spliced from 9 exons.
GUCAGACUAUUCUCCCGAAAGAAUCGGUUUGGUUGCAGACGCUGCUAACAUGGCAUCUUCUUCAGGACAUCCCACUGAUCUCCUGUUAGAUAUCAAACUGCAGAAUGAUUCCCAGAAAGACUGGGGGAACAGAAAUCCCAGUAUUGGAGUGGUGCUUUAUGAAAAUGAUCGGUUUUUCAACUCAAAACAAUUUAAAAGUGAACUCGAUACCAAGAGAAGGGUGGUGUCUGCCAGCCUCACAGACAAAAGCUUGCUUGAUUACGUGGAGUUCACCAUCAGGCCCAAGAAUAUAUCCGGCUCGACUUCUUAUGACUUUGCAUGUGUGUUUUGGGACUAUGCUCAUAGAGACUGGAGAACAGAGGGUUGCGUCAAAAUACACGAUCCCAAUGGAGUGCAAUGUAAAUGUAACCACACCACCAACUUUGCAGUUCUUGUGAGCUUUAGAGCAGACUACACUUAUUCUGAGGCUUUAAACUGGAUCAGCAUUGUGGGAUGCAGUCUGUCUAUUGUGGGUUUGGUCCUCACUGCAGUUUAUCAAAUUAAGACCAGGAAACAGAGAGGAGCUAACUCUACCAUGCUCUUGGUGAACAUCUGUUUGUGCAUGACCACCUACUACCUGCUCUUCAUUUUUGGGAUCAACAACCCUGUCCAGAGCUCAAAGACAUCUGUUUCAGAGCAGAACGUUAUUCCUUCUUCAGAUGUGCAGGAGAAGAUCGAUCAGGGUCCUUGUACGGCAAUCACGGCCCUGCUGCAGUACUUCCUGCUGUCCACGUUCGCCUGGAACAUCCUGUAUGCGGCUCAUGUGUUUUUCCUCAUUAGAAACGCCCUCAACGGUCCGCCCCGAGCUUUCCGCACCAUCGCCAUGACCGUCGGCUGGGGUCUGCCUGCUGUUAUUGUCGGCAUCUCGCUGUCCGCCACCUACAGCUUUAGGGACCCUUUAGGAUAUCGACAAGAGGAGUUUUGUUGGUUGGCGUCUCUGGACAAGGCGGGAAGGUUUGAUCCGAAGCGGCCGAUGUUGUGGGGUUUCUUGCUCCCUCUAGCGGUCAUGUUGAUUUUUAACACAUCUCUGCUUGUCUACUUCUCUCAAACCAUCUGCUGUGCGAAUCCCAACCUCAAGAGCUCAAGAGGGACACCUAUGAAGAAGAAGAUUUUGAGUAGUUUCUCUCUGGCUGUGGUGCUCGGUUUGUCCUGGGUCGUUGGUUACUUUGUGCUCAUCACUCAUGAGAAAACACUUUACAUCGUUCUCAGUGUGGUCUUCUGUCUCUGCAACACCACACAGGGUGUUCAGAUUUUCAUUUUAUUCACACUGCAGUCUUUUCUAAAGACAAGAUCUCGAUAUAAACUGGAUUCUAAGACUGAAUCAAAGGGGGAGCCUUAAAAAUGGACACAAAAAGCAGAGGACAACAGACAAGAUCAUAGUCAAUUCUUUCUUUCUUUCUUAUUAUUAUUUUAUUUAUUUAUUUUAAUUUAAAUUACUGUAUUUUUUAGUGAUAGCCAUUUGUCUGGUGACAUUUAUUUUAAUAAAAUUUAAUAUCAAAUGCAUAGUCUCAUACUCAUAUUGUACAAGUAAAUUAGAUAGAAAAUGUCAGAUAUUAUAAUGCAGACAGUCCUUUAACCUUUAGCUUUUGAUUAAUAUUGAACUUGCUUUAGGACAAAUUAUGGAUUUAAACUUUCUUUCUAUUCAUAAAAAAAUAUUAUCUGUAAAUGUGUGUGGUUUGUUUUAUUUAUUCUUUAUUGCUUUCAAGGUUCAGCCAAUGUGAAACAUCACAUAACUACAGUUUAAAGUAAAAUUUGUUAUUAUUAACACAUUGUCGGCAGGUUCCACAAAGGCAAGUAGAAGAUGUAAUCUAAUAAAAUCUAACAGUAUUUUUUAAAAAGAAAACAAAAAGGCACAGGAGAGCAACAUAGAAGUAACAGGACAAACCAACCCCAAACAUAGACAAGAUCUUAACAAACCAGGUGAUUUGUUAAGAUUUAAUGAAGAUAGUUAAAAGGAUAGUUCAUCCAAAAAUGAAAAACCUGCCAUCAUUUACUCACCCUCAUUUGUUCCAAUUCCUCUGUUGAACACAAAAGAAGAUAUUUUGAAGAAUGUUGGUAACCGAAGAGCCAUUGACAUCCAUAGAGGUUUUUUUUUUUUUUUUUUCAUGCUAUGGAAGCCAAUGGCUAUCAGCAACUGUUUGAUUACCAACAUUCUUCAAAAUACAGUAAAGAAACAGACGAAAAUAAGCAUGGUAAAUAAUCAUUGCAUGUUACUGCAUGCAAAUAACAAUUUUUUUUAGAGUGUAGGAAACCAGGAACAAGGAACUCACAUAGAACAGGAUGAAAAUAAUAGCAAUAUAAAAGACAAUGAACACACAUAACUCAUAUAAAUCUUGAAUUGCAGCUGUAAACUAAACAGCAGUAGGCUAUAUAAAAAAAAUAAAAAAAAUCUAUCCUGAUGGUAAGAUAUGCAGGGGUUGGACAAAAUAAAUGUGAACACCUGAGAAAUAGGCAAUAUUUAAUUCAACCUUUCUUAGA